Lycium ferocissimum is the source of this 646-nucleotide messenger RNA. RefSeq lists its product as uncharacterized. The record is from RefSeq and is a predicted model, not a curated record. The coding region runs from base 47 to 646 and encodes 199 amino acids. The transcript has 5 exons. NCBI's taxonomy places the organism in Eukaryota, Viridiplantae, Streptophyta, Magnoliopsida, Solanales, Solanaceae.
UCUUCACCUUGCAGCAGAACUCGGGAUUGUCCCCAUUAUUGAGUGUAUGGUAAAGUCAAAAGACCCUCUCAUCUGGGAGACCAAUAAGAAAGGGGAAACCCCCUUAUUCAUAGCUGCUUAUCAAGGCAAGCUAAAAGCUUUUCUCUACCUACAUAAGUGUGUUCAAGAUGAAAAAGAAGAAGGUCCAAUUGAACUUUGUAGAAGGGAAGAUGGGGAUAACAUUCUACACGCCGCCAUCUCUGGCGAGUACUUCAAGCUGGCUUUUCAGAUAAUACAUUACUAUCCGCUACUUGUCAACCGUUACAACACAAAGGGCAUGUCUCCUCUACACUUCCUUUCCAGGAUGCCUCAAGUAUUCAAAAGUGGCAGCCAUUUACGGUUCAUAGAUAUCAUUAUCUACUACGGCAUAAAUAUCAAAGAGAUAAAGCCAAUGAAAUAUGAAGCUGGAGGCAAAAAAGACCCAAACGGUGGUCGCUUGCAUGUCCCAGAGAACUAUCAAACACUGCUGGAGUUCUGGGAACUACUUGUGAAUAAGAUUCGUGGUCCAGGUACUGCUCAAGCAACCAAUGGGAAUCAAGAGGAGGAGUCUCCAGAUACUACUGGAGCAACUAAUGAGAAUCAAGAAAAGAAGUCUCCAGGUAUGUGA